AUGGAUAUACUGAAGCGCAAAGGCACCUCAUCGGAUUGGAGAGUCUCCAUUUUGCUUUUCUGCCUUGUUGCUGCGGUUGGCGGACAGAUUCGUUAUUCUAUACCAGAGGAGAUGAGAAAAGGGCUGUUUGUCGGAGACGUUGCAAAAGACCUGGGCUUGGAUGUUAAAAGGUUGGUUUCUGGUCGGGCUCGACUUGUUAUAGAUGAAGAUAACCAAUAUGUCGCACUGAACCAGAACAAAGGGCAUAUUGUUGUCAAUGAGAGAAUAGACAGAGAACAAUUAUGCGCCAAAAAAUCACCGUGCAGCUUUAGUCUAGAAAUUGUCCUCGAAGAUCCACUUGAAUUAUUUUCCAUAACCAUCGAAAUACAAGAUGUGAACGAUCAUGCUCCGUCUUUUCCCAAUAAGGAGAUUAAUUUGGAAAUAAGCGAAUCCACGCCAACCGGGACAGUAUUCCUGCUUGAUAGCGCAGCUGACCCUGACGUAGGAAUAAACUCACUGCAAACUUACUCUUUAAAGGAAAAUCGUCAUUUUGUCCUCAAACAACAUACUCGCACAGAUGGGAGUAAAUAUGCUGAAAUGAUGCUUCAGUCUGCUUUGGACCGCGAGCAGCAAAGCGAUCACGCGCUUAUAUUAACGGCUGUAGAUGGCGGGGAGCCGCAGAGAUCUGGGACCGUAAAGAUACAUGUAGCUGUUCUGGACGCAAACGACAACGCACCCGUUUUUACACAGUCCGUUUACAAAGCAUCUGUCUUGGAAAAUGUUUUGCGAAGCACAGUUAUUGCUAAGGUCAGUGCUGUAGAUGCGGACCAAGGUUAUAAUAGUAACGUUACAUAUUAUUUCACUCACUUAGGGGAGGAUUCGUCCUGUCCUUUCGAAAUAAAUACUUACACCGGAGAGGUUAAACUCACCGGUGACAUUGAUUACGAGGCUUCUCCAAAUUACGAAAUAAACCUUCAAGCAAAAGACCCAUGGGGCGUAGUGGGCGCCAGCAAAUUAAUAAUAGACAUAGCAGAUGUGAAUGACAACAGUCCAAUAAUCACAAUGGCUUCCUAUUCGGGUAAAAUUUCAGAGGAUUCCCUUCCUGGCACGGUUGUGGCGUUAAUCAGUGUUCAGGAUAAAGAUUCCGGUAAAAAUGGUCAGAUUAAUUUAAAUAUUGAUGAAAAUCUACCGUUCAAAAUUAAAUCGUCUCUCAGAAACUAUUACACAUUGGUCACGGAGCAAAUCCUCGACCGAGAAAAGCGCUCCAAGUACAACAUCACUCUCACUGCCACAGAUGAGGGCCUGCCUGCCUUAUCAAGCAGGAAAACUGUCGCGUUAGACGUCACUGAUAUUAAUGACAACGCACCAACUUUCAGCCAACGUGUUUACAGCACGCAGGUAAUGGAAAACAAUUCGCCUGGCGUAGCUCUGUUACAGAUCCACGCCACUGAUCCGGAUCAGGGUCAGAAUGCACGGAUAUCAUAUUUUCUUAUUGACGGCGAAGUUAAUGGAAAUCCGGUAUCCACAUAUUUCUCCAUUAAUACGGAAAGCGGAGUCAUUCAGUCUUUGCGUUCACUUGACUUUGAACAAGUCAAAGAGUACAAAAUACGAGUCCAAGCGCAGGACGGAGGGUCGCCACCUCUAAAUAGUAACACAACUGUUAUUGUACGUGUCCAGGACCAGAACGACAACCCUCCUCAGGUUCUGUACCCAGUCCAGACUGGUGGCUCUCUGGUGGCUGAACUGGUGCCUCGUUCAGCAGAUGUGGGCUAUCUGGUCACUAAAGUGGUGGCUGUUGAUGUGGACUCUGGACAGAAUGCCUGGCUCUCCUAUAAACUGCAGAAAGCCACAGACAGGGCGCUGUUUGAAGUGGGCUUACAGAAUGGAGAAAUAAGAACUAUCCGCCAAGUCACUGAUAAAGAUGCUGUGAAACAAAGACUGACUGUUAUAGUGGAGGACAACGGGCAGCCCUCUCGUUCAGCUACAGUCAUUGUUAACGUGGCGGUGGCGGACAGCUUCCCUGAAGUGCUGUCUGAGUUCACUGACUUUACACAAGACAAGGAGUACAAUGACAACCUGACUUUCUACUUAGUGCUGGCUUUGGCUGUAGUUUCCUUCCUCUUCAUCACGUGUUUAGUGGUUAUUAUAUCAGUGAAGAUCUACAGAUGGAGACAGUCUCGCGUCAUGUAUCACUCCAAUCUCCCUGUGAUUCCGUAUUAUCCACCACGUUACUCAGACACUUUGGGGACAGGGACUCUCCAACACGUGUACAACUACGAGGUGUGCAGGACGACUGACUCCAGAAAGAGUGACAUAAAGUAUGUGCAACCCAUGAGUCAAAGUCUGGUUAGUGUGGAUGACGCUGGAACUGAAACCCUGCAGAAUGGAGAGCAGCCAUCAGCAGUAUCUCAAAUGUCUACUCUGGCACAGAUCCGGUAUUCAAUCCCAGAGGAGAUGAAGAAAGGGUCCCUUGUUGGUAAUAUUGCACAAGACCUCGGUUUGGAUCUGAAAAGGCUCCGUUCUGGCCGGGCCCGCAUCGUUACCGGAGAAAACAUCCAGUACGUCGAGCUGAAGGCAGACAAAGGGACUUUGGUCGUGCACGAGAGAAUAGACCGAGAGCAGCUUUGUGGGGAGAUUGCGGACGACGCUGACGUCGGAGAAAACGGUCUGCAGAACUACAUUUUAAGUCCGAACGACAAUUUUGUUUUGAAACAACAUGUGAAUCCGGACGGCAGUAAAUAUGCUGAAAUGGUGCUUCAGAAACCCUUAGACAGAGAAGAACAGCCGCGCCUGUCUCUAAAACUGUUGGCUGUGGACGGCGGAAAUCCACAGAGAUCUGAAAGCGGAGUAUUGCACGCAGUGCGCUCAUUUGAUUAUGAGCAAAUCAAACAGCUUGUAUUCACGAUCAAAGCGCAGGAUGGAGGCUCCCCUCCACUCAGUAGCAAUGUGACUGUGAAAGUAAUGAUCCAGGACCAGAACGACAACCCUCCUCAGGUUCUGUACCCAGUCCAGACUGGUGGCUCUCUGGUGGCUGAGAUGGUGCCUCGUUCAGCAGAUGUGGGCUAUCUGGUCACUAAAGUGGUGGCUGUUGAUGUGGACUCUGGACAGAAUGCCUGGCUCUCCUAUAGACUGCAGAAAGCCACAGACAGGGCGCUGUUUGAAGUGGGCUUACAGAAUGGAGAAAUAAGAACUAUCCGCCAAGUCACUGAUAAAGAUGCUGUGAAACAAAGACUGACUGUUAUAGUGGAGGACAACGGGCAGCCCUCUCGUUCAGCUACAGUCAUUGUUAACGUGGCGGUGGCGGACAGCUUCCCUGAAGUGCUGUCUGAGUUCACUGACUUUACACAAGACAAGGAGUACAAUGACAACCUGACUUUCUACUUAGUGUUGGCUUUGGCUGUAGUUUCCUUCCUCUUCAUCACGUGUUUAGUGGUUAUUAUAUCAGUGAAGAUCUACAGGUGGAGACAGUCUCGCGUCAUGUAUCACUCCAAUCUCCCUGUGAUUCCGUAUUAUCCACCACGUUACUCAGACACUUUGGGGACAGGGACUCUCCAACACGUGUACAACUACGAGGUGUGCAGGACGACUGACUCCAGAAAGAGUGACUGUAAGUUCGGCCAAGCCGGUAGUCAGAACGUGCUGAUAAUGGACCCCAGUUCUACAGGAACGAUGCAGCGGAUACAGAGUGAAAGGAGCAUCCUGGAUGAACCAGACUCUCCUCUAGAGUCCAUCCUCCAACUGACUGUACAAUCGUUUUAUGGACUGCGACGUCAAAUAGGACUGCUUAUGUUGCUGUUUCAUGCGGUCAACAUGGUAGGUGGUCAGAUUCGUUAUUCUAUACCAGAGGAGAUGAAGAAAGGCUCUGUUAUUGGUAAUGUAGCGCAAGAUCUGGGUUUAGAUCUGAGGAGGCUCCGUUCUGGGCGGGCCCGUAUCGUGACCGGAGAAAGCAUCCACUACACCGAGCUGAAAUCAGACAAAGGGAUUCUUGUCGUGAAUGAGAGAAUAGACCGAGAGCAGCUUUGUGGUGACGUAACUCCAUGUAGCUUCAGCUUUGAGGUGAUUUUAGAAAACCCAAUGGAACUGCACAGAAUAACUGUUGAGGUUUUAGACAUCAAUGAUCACGCUCCCGUCUUCCCAAAUAAAGAUAAGCCCAUCGGCUUUGAAAUAGGCGAAUCAGCGGCAGUUGGAGUGCAGUUUCCACUGCAGAGUGCAGAGGAUCUAGAUGUGGGGCAAAACGCGUUGCAAGAUUAUGUUUUGUCGCCAAACGAAAAUUUUAUAUUGAAGCAACAUGCAAAUCCAGAUGGAAGUAAAUAUGUUGAAAUGGUGCUCCAGAAGCCUUUGGACCGAGAGCAGCAUCCCCAUCUGUCUUUAAAACUGAUCGCAGUUGACGGAGGAACACCACAGAGAUCGGGUACAGUAAAUAUAGAUGUGACUGUGUUAGAUGUAAAUGACAAUGCUCCAGUAUUUAACCAAUCGGUGUAUAAAGCAUCUGUGAUGGAAAACACCACGAAAGGCACUAGUAUUAUUACAGUGAAUGCCACGGACGCUGACAGUGGUUCAAAUGGAGUCAUUACGUACAGUUUGUCUAAAAUGAAAGGAAGUGCAGGGAAUGUAUUCAGUAUUGAUGAAAACACAGGCACAGUUUCUGUUUCAGGUCAGAUAGAUUAUGAAAAAGACAGAAAAUACGAGGUGAGAGUCGAGGCAAAGGAUCACGGUGGCCUAACCGGUACGAGUAAAAUUACAUUCGAUGUUUUUGAUGUCAACGACAAUGCCCCAGUUAUUAACAUAAUGUCAUUUUCUAGCCCCGUAUCUGAAGAUGCACGUCCUGGUACAACUGUUGCUAUAUUGAAUAUAAAAGAUGCAGAUUCUGAGAAUAAUGGACAAAUAAAAUGUUCUAUAGAUGGCAAACUUCCCUUUAAGAUCGAAUCAUCUUUAACAAACUAUUACAAUUUGAUCUCAGAUCAAUAUUUUGACAGAGAAUCUGUCUCAGAAUAUAAUAUAACAAUAACAGCCACUGAUAUGGGGUCUCCCCCACUCUCUAGCUCAACAAAGUUACAUCUUAAAAUCUCUGACGUAAACGACAAUGCACCUUUGUUUGAUAAAAAAAGCUAUUCUGCUUACAUCACAGAGAAUAAUUCCCCUGGAAUUUCCAUAUUUGCUGUCAGCGCGCGAGACUCUGAUUGGAAUCAAAACGCAAGAAUUUCGUAUAUUUUAGAGGACACACAAGUCAGUGGUAGUCCAGUUUCUACAUAUAUUUCUUUAAACUCUGAAACUGGAGUUCUUAGUGCGGUUCGUUCUUUUGAUUAUGAGCAAAUUAAACAGCUUCAGCUAGUAGUCAAAGCGCAGGAUGGAGGCUCCCCUCCACUCAGUAGCAAUGUGACGGUGAAAGUAAUGAUCCAGGACCAGAACGACAACCCUCCUCAGGUUCUGUACCCAGUCCAGACUGGUGGCUCUCUGGUGGCUGAGAUGGUGCCUCGUUCAGCAGAUGUGGGCUAUCUGGUCACUAAAGUGGUGGCUGUUGAUGUGGACUCUGGACAGAAUGCCUGGCUCUCCUAUAAACUGCAGAAAGCCACAGACAGGGCGCUGUUUGAAGUGGGCUUACAGAAUGGAGAAAUAAGAACUAUCCGCCAAGUCACUGAUAAAGAUGCUGUGAAACAAAGACUGACUGUUAUAGUGGAGGACAACGGGCAGCCCUCUCGUUCAGCUACAGUCAUUGUUAACGUGGCGGUGGCGGACAGCUUCCCUGAAGUGCUGUCUGAGUUCACUGACUUUACACAAGACAAGGAGUACAAUGACAACCUGACUUUCUACUUAGUGUUGGCUUUGGCUGUAGUUUCCUUCCUCUUCAUCACGUGUUUAGUGGUUAUUAUAUCAGUGAAGAUCUACAGAUGGAGACAGUCUCGCGUCAUGUAUCACUCCAAUCUCCCUGUGAUUCCGUAUUAUCCACCACGUUACUCAGACACUUUGGGGACAGGGACUCUCCAACACGUGUACAACUACGAGGUGUGCAGGACGACUGACUCCAGAAAGAGUGACUGUAAGUUCGGCAUAGCUGGGAGUCAGAACGUGCUGAUAAUGGACCCCAGUUCUACAGGGACGAUGCAGCGGAUACAGAGUGAAAAGAGCAUCCUGGAUGAACUAGACUCUCCUCUAGAGUCCAUCCUCCAACUGACUGUACAAUCGUUUUAUGGACUGCGACGUCAAAUAGGACUGCUUAUGUUGCUGUUUCAUGCGGUCAACAUGGUAGGCGGUCAGAUUCGUUAUUCUAUACCAGAGGAGAUGAAGAAAGGCUCUGUUAUUGGUAAUGUAGCGCAAGAUCUGGGUUUAGAUCUGAGGAGGCUCCGUUCUGGGCGGGCCCGUAUCGUGACCGGAGAAAGCAUCCACUACACCGAGCUGAAAUCAGACAAAGGGAUUCUUGUCGUGAAUGAGAGAAUAGACCGAGAGCAGCUUUGUGGUGACGUAACUCCAUGUAGCUUCAGCUUUGAGGUGAUUUUAGAAAACCCUAUCGAACUGCACAGAAUAACUGUUGAGGUUUUAGACAUCAAUGAUCACGCUCCCGUCUUCCCAAAUAAAGAUAAGCCCAUCGGCUUUGAAAUCAGCGAAUCAGCUACAAUUGGAGUGCAGUUUCCACUGCAGAGUGCAGAGGAUCUAGAUGUGGGGCAAAACGCGUUGCAAGAUUAUGUUUUGUCGCCAAACGAAAAUUUUAUAUUGAAGCAACAUGCAAAUCCAGAUGGAAGGAAAUAUGUUGAAAUGGUGCUCCAGAAGCCUUUGGACCGAGAGCAGCAUCCCCAUCUGUCUUUAAAACUGAUCGCAGUUGACGGAGGAACACCACAGAGAUCGGGUACAGUAAAUAUAGAUGUGACUGUGUUAGAUGCCAACGACAAUGUCCCCGUGUUUAACCAAUCUGUGUAUAAAGCAUCUGUGAUAGAAAACACAACGAAAGGCACUAGUAUUAUUACAGUGAAUGCCACGGACGCUGACAGUGGUUCAAAUGGAUUAAUUACGUACAGUUUGUCUAAAAUGAAAGGAAGUGCAGGGAAUGUAUUCAGUAUUGAUGAAAACACAGGCACAGUUUCUGUUUCAGGUCAGAUAGAUUAUGAAAAAGACAAAAAAUACGAGGUGAGAGUCGAGGCAAAGGAUCACGGUGGCCUAACCGGUACGAGUAAAAUUACAUUCGAUGUUUUUGAUGUCAACGACAAUGCCCCAGUUAUUAACGUAAUGUCAUUUUCUAGCCCCGUAUCUGAGGAUUCACGUCCUGGUACAACAAUUGCUGUUUUGAAUAUAAAAGAUGCAGAUUCUGAGAAUAAUGGACAAAUAAAAUGUUCUAUAGAUGGCAAACUUCCCUUUAAGAUCGAAUCAUCUUUAACAAACUAUUACAAUUUGAUCUCAGAUCAAUAUUUUGAUAGAGAAUCUGUCUCAGAAUAUAAUAUAACAAUAACAGCCACUGAUAUGGGGUCUCCCCCACUCUCUAGCUCAACAAAGUUACAUCUUAAAAUCUCUGACGUAAACGACAAUGCACCUUUGUUUGAUAAAAAAAGCUAUUCUGCUUACAUCACAGAGAAUAAUUCCCCUGGAAUUUCCAUAUUUGCUGUCAGCGCACGAGACUCUGAUUGGAAUCAAAAUGCCAGAAUCUCGUAUAUUUUAGAGGACACACAAGUCAAUGGUAGUCCAGUUUCUACAUAUGUGUCUUUAAACUCUGAAACUGGAGUUCUUAGUGCAGUUCGUUCUUUUGAUUAUGAGCAAAUUAAACAGCUUCAGCUAGUAGUCAAAGCGCAGGAUGGAGGCUCCCCUCCAUUCAGUAGCAAUGUGACUGUGAAACUAAUGAUCCAGGACCAGAACGACAACCCUCCUCAGGUUCUGUACCCAGUCCAGACUGGUGGCUCUCUGGUGGCUGAGAUGGUGCCUCGUUCAGCAGAUGUGGGCUAUCUGGUCACUAAAGUGGUGGCUGUUGAUGUGGACUCUGGACAGAAUGCCUGGCUCUCCUAUAGACUGCAGAAAGCCACAGACAGGGCGCUGUUUGAAGUGGGCUUACAGAAUGGAGAAAUAAGAACUAUCCGCCAAGUCACUGAUAAAGAUGCUGUGAAACAAAGACUGACUGUUAUAGUGGAGGACAACGGGCAGCCCUCUCGUUCAGCUACAGUCAUUGUUAACGUGGCGGUGGCGGACAGCUUCCCUGAAGUGCUGUCUGAGUUCACUGACUUUACACAAGACAAGGAGUACAAUGACAACCUGACUUUCUACUUAGUGCUGGCUUUGGCUGUAGUUUCCUUCCUCUUCAUCACGUGUUUAGUGGUUAUUAUAUCAGUGAAGAUCUACAGAUGGAGACAGUCUCGCGUCAUGUAUCACUCCAAUCUCCCUGUGAUUCCGUAUUAUCCACCACGUUACUCAGACACUUUGGGGACAGGGACUCUCCAACACGUGUACAACUACGAGGUGUGCAGGACGACUGACUCCAGAAAGAGUGACUGUAAGUUCGGCCAAGCCGGUAGUCAGAACGUGCUGAUAAUGGACCCCAGUUCUACAGGGACGAUGCAGCGGAUACAGAGUGAAAGGAGCAUCCUGGAUGAACUAGACUCUCCUCUAGAGGUGAGUUAA
Molecule: messenger RNA, 8574 nt
Organism: Anoplopoma fimbria (sablefish)
Lineage: Eukaryota; Metazoa; Chordata; Actinopteri; Perciformes; Anoplopomatidae
Exons: 8
Coding region: 1-8574 (2857 amino acids)
Biological process (GO): homophilic cell-cell adhesion
Cellular component (GO): plasma membrane
Molecular function (GO): calcium ion binding
Source: RefSeq, a predicted model, not a curated record